Chelmon rostratus (copperband butterflyfish) is the source of this 3012-nucleotide messenger RNA. It is a transcript of the gene slc6a16a, whose product is annotated as solute carrier family 6 member 16a. The record is from RefSeq and is a predicted model, not a curated record. The transcript has 12 exons. Gene Ontology annotation, cellular component: membrane. The coding region runs from base 185 to 2290 and encodes 701 amino acids. Gene Ontology annotation, biological process: sodium ion transmembrane transport. NCBI's taxonomy places the organism in Eukaryota, Metazoa, Chordata, Actinopteri, Chaetodontiformes, Chaetodontidae.
GCUGUCAAAACUAGCUUGUCGAGACUUUUUCUCCCUUUGCAAACCAGAUCGAUUACCCCGAGUUUCAUCCAAACCAAAAAGCAAAGGACGAGGUUAAAAGUUGUCUUGUCAGAAAGGGACGAGCGGAGGAACCAACACCAGGACCGGCGGAGAGCGCAGUCCUGUGCGGGACCGUGCUGUCAGCAUGACGGAGAAACCACCGCUGGACAGCAACGAAGACAGAGCCUGGCUCAGCGAGGGCCAGUCUGAAAGUCAGCUUACAACCGUGCACGACCCAGAUGGAGCUGAGACAGCCGAUGAAGACCGGCCAGCAUGGGACUCUAAGGUCCAGUAUGUGUUGGCCCAGGUGGGGUUCAGUGUGGGCCUGGGGAACGUGUGGAGGUUCCCAUAUCUUUGCCACCAAAACGGAGGAGGGGCCUUCAUGCUGCUGUAUGUUUUUCUAUUAAUGACUGUGGGAGUUCCACUGUUUUUCAUGGAGCUUGCUGCUGGCCAGAGCAUUCGACAGGGCAGCAUCGGCGUUUGGAAGCACAUCUCCCCGAAGCUGGCCGGGAUCGGCUACUCCAGCUGCAUGGUUUGUUUUUACGUGGCUCUUUACUACAAUGUCAUCAUCGCAUGGAGCCUGUUCUACAUGGGUAAUUCUUUUCAGUAUCCUCUGCCGUGGGAGCAGUGUCCGAUUGAUGUAACCACCAAUGACACAGUGAAGGAAUGUGCAAGUUCUUCUCCAACGUCGUAUUUCUGGUUUCGGAAAGCCCUGAACAUCACCAAUUCCAUCAAAGAAUCCGGAGAGUUUAACCUCAUCAUGACAGGUUGUUUGUUGGCUGCUUGGGCAAUCGUCUCCUUGGCUAUGAUAAAGGGCAUCAAGUCGUCUGCAAAGGUGAUGUACUUUUCCUCGGUCUUUCCCUAUGUGGUCCUCUUUAUUUUCCUCAUCAGAGGGUUGACGUUGGACGGCGCAAUAGACGGGAUCACCUAUAUGUUUUAUCCUAAACUGGAAAUCUGGGGUAAUGUGCAGGUGUGGCGGCAGGCUGCUACACAAGUGUUUUUUGCCCUCGGACUGGGCUAUGGCUCUGUUAUUGCCUAUUCCUCCUACAAUCCAGUCCACAACAACUGCCACAGGGACGCUCUGAUGGUCUCUAGCAUCAACUUCAUGACAUCUGUGCUGGCCUCGCUCGUGGUUUUCGUCGUGCUGGGUUUCCGUGCCAAGAACAUCGCACUACGCUGUGUCGCUGAAAAUGUUGGUCUUCUAAACGUCAUGGCAUCCCAUGAAUCUAACCAGCACUUGGUUGCACUUGGUUGGCCUUGGAUCAACACGACAGAUCCAAGCUCUGUGUCUAUAGCUGAAUACAGACAGUGGUACAGUCACCACGGCUCCACGAUGGGUCCUAACAUCACUGACUGCAGUCUGGAGGACGAGAUGAAAAAGGGUGUUGAAGGGACGGGCCUGGCGUUCAUAGCAUUCACUGAGGUGAUGGCCCUUUUCCCUGCCAGCCCCUUCUGGUCCACGCUGUUUUUCCUAAUGCUGCUCAACCUGGGCCUGAGCACCAUGUUCGGGACCAUGCAGGGAAUCCUCACACCUCUCAUGGACAAUUUUAGCCUCCUUGGGCGCCACCGGACCCUUCUCACUGUGUCCAGCUGUGCUUUGGGGUUUUUACUGGGACUGUUGUUCACCCAGCGCUCAGGCAACUAUUUUGUGACCAUGUUUGAUGACUACUCUGCAACACUACCGCUAGUCAUCGUGGUCGUCUUCGAAACCAUCAGUGUGGCCUGGGUUUAUGGAACCGAUCGCUUCCUGGAUGACAUCGAAGUCAUGCUCAAAUGGCGCCCUCCAGUGGUGUACAAAUAUCUGUGGAAAUAUGUUUGUUUGCUGGCGAUGGUUGCUCUUCUGGCUGCCAGUUUUUUGCGCAUGGUCUUCAAAAGGCCCACGUACACUGCCUGGAAUCAGAGCACAGCGUCUGAGAUGACUCUCGAGUACCCCAACUGGGCCCUCGCCAUGAUUGUCAUGCUUAUAGUCGUUGCCAGCCUGCCUGUGCCUAUUGGCUACAUCCAUUCCAUGCUGAAAAACCACAGGGUCCGUAGCGCUCGCUCCGAGGAGGUAGGCUGCCAGGAGAUCCACCGCGAGUUGUACACCAAGUGCAGCUCCACUGAGCCGCUGGAUUCCAACUCCCACCACCGCGUCCCCUCCGAGGAAGCCGAGGCUCAUCCCAGGACAGCCUUCCUGCCGAUGGGCAGCGAACACUACCGGCUCCUGCCCCAGCAAGAGGAGGAAGACGAGGAACAAGAUACGGGGGUGUGAGCACGGCUGUGGGAGGGUAGUUGUUUGUGAAAGGAUGAAAUGUUUAAAUGCUGAACUUCAGAGAGCGUAGGAGCAAGAGCCUGCGAGAGAGACUGCAAAGUGAAGGGACGGCAGUCAUAAAGAGAAUUGUUCUUUACUGGAGGAAGAGUCUUUGGGUUGCACCUAUUUUUCAUAUUCUACAAUGUUGACAAGCUGUUUUAAAUAUUUAUAGUUCUGAAGGUGCCUUUCCAUUCAAAUCAAAAGCUUUGUUGAUUCUGUACUUAUGAAACUACAGCUCCUCAUUGUACCUCCUUCAAUUCAUUUUCUGAAGCAUUAAUGCUGUUCAGAAAAUAAAAACACACACAAGUACAUGACAAAGGAAUAAGCUGCUAUAUUUGAUGAAAGGAUUUAGAGUAGUAGAAUAAUUGACCAGCUAUCAAACUAGGUUUGUCUGAGGCCUUUUUUCAUGUGGGAGUCAUGACUGAGUUAGCCUGUGGCUGGUAAACUGAAGAUGGCAGCAACGGACAAAAUAUGCUUUAUGAUAGGUAUUUUUAACUUUUAGCUGUGUGUGUGUCUGAACAUUUGUGUUCAUUUCUGUUGUAAAUUAGUUUGGAUGUGGAAGGACAGAUGUUAAUAUGUUUAUUUUGCAUUAUAUUUGUAGCAUAUUACCUCAUGAGACCACAGUAAUGUAUGUACAUGUAUUCAGUGUAGCAAUAUUUUACUGUACUAGAUGAAGACUUAAA